Ziziphus jujuba (common jujube) is the source of this 6529-nucleotide messenger RNA. RefSeq names its product tRNA-splicing endonuclease subunit Sen2-1. The record is from RefSeq and is a predicted model, not a curated record. The coding region runs from base 5632 to 6393 and encodes 253 amino acids. The transcript is spliced from 7 exons. Gene Ontology annotation, molecular function: tRNA-intron lyase activity; nucleic acid binding. Gene Ontology annotation, biological process: tRNA-type intron splice site recognition and cleavage; tRNA splicing, via endonucleolytic cleavage and ligation. Gene Ontology annotation, cellular component: tRNA-intron endonuclease complex. Lineage: Eukaryota; Viridiplantae; Streptophyta; Magnoliopsida; Rosales; Rhamnaceae.
GGUAGUAUUUCAAGUUUUACCAUCAUCUUACGGGCUCCAGUGUCCAUGUAAACAAUCACUUUUAUAGGUGUGGCAUACUUGUCUUGAAGUAUUGCAAUUUCCAUGUUAGCCAUUGGAAUUGGCUUAGUGUUAAGAACUAGUUGAGUCUGGUAGAUAAACUGUACUUCAUUGUCAUUGGAAUUUUCUGAAGACUCUGUGUCUGAAUCACUAUCUUCUUUUUGGAAAGCGGAGAUAGUAUCCUCAUCUACCUCUUCUUGCUCAAAAAAGAUAGAUUAUAAAUCUACCUCUUUUUCUUAUGGGAGAAGAACAUAUGCUUGAAGCUGCUAGAUUAGCUUGACUACCUUCUUCUAUUUUUUCGAGCAGUUCUUUGAGUAAUGUCCUUCCUUUCCAUGGAUGAAAUAGACAUCAUAUUUAUGUUGGCCUCUUUUAAUUUUUCUCUUAAAGAAUUUAUAUCUUCUUUAAAUUGUGUCAACCUUUUAUAUUUCUUAACCUCCUUUACCUUCUUUUCCUCCUAAGUCCAAGAAGAGAACCUUGUACAAUGAUUUCUUUUUUGCCAAUUUUUAAACACCUCAAGAUUCAAGCUCUCCACAAAGAUGUUCAUCCUCAUUUUUCUUGCGGUUUGAUUAAGACUCAAGGUGCCCUCAUUUUCAUCUUGCCGACAUCACCUUCACUUCACAAAGAGCUACUGCCGCACCAUUCACCAAGCUGCCGCCACCAAGCUUCACCACCACCAAGCUUCAAUGCCACCAAGCUGCCGACCAUCAUCCACCUUCACUUCACAGGAAUCAUACCCCUCACGGUUUUAACCUCGACACCUAGACAGCCCCUCUCUCACACACUUUCUCUCUGUCCCUAGUUUUGCCGUCGAACAAAGGAGGGAAGGGGAAAGAGAUUUCUUCAAAUCCUAGUCUACCUACUUUGAUUCUUAACUUGUUCCCAAGGAUUUGAAGCCUUUGAAUUUGUUGGAACAAGUUUUAGAGCCUAAUUUUUCAUCUAAAUCGUUGGAUUUUGAACUCAAAAAUGGCCCUGCCUCACCGGUUUUUGUGAAUUCCGGCCACCACUUGGCAGGAUCGUUUUGGCUUCUUUCAAGAUUGAAGGAAGGAGCGAACCAAGAAGCCAACAAAAGAGACUGUCCUGUGAAUUUGGUUUAGGCACCUCAAAUGCUCACGCAAGUUUAUAUGGUCUUUCUGUGGGAGCCAUGGACUUGAGGGUAGACAGAUAUAAUGCAGAGUGAGUAUUAGCCACCUCCGUGGCCAGGAUGACUUUUGAUGGCAUCGGUGCCGUUGGGACGCCGAGGUGACCGAACGCAAGUUUUGUCUUUAACUUCCCGUCAAAGUGGUACUUGGGAUGCUAGGUACUGCUUGUCACCACUGUUAUAUAUGUAAUGGUGUUUUGUAUUAUAUUUGUUGUUACUGCGUAAAUAUAUUGGAUCGUCUUGUGGGAGCCAUGGACCUAAGGGUAGGCAAGUAUAAUGCAAAUUGAGCAUCAACUACCUAAGGGUAGGCAAGUAUAAUGCAAAUUGAGCAUCAACUACCCCUUCCAUGGCUAGGAUGGUUGUUGUUAGUAUCUGUGCCAUUGGGAUGUCAAGCUGUUUGAUUGCAUGUUCUUUCUUUAACCUCCCUAUCAGGUAGUUCUCGGGAUGCCGAAUACUGUUCGGUACCACUGGUAUAUAGUAUGGUGCAUCAAAUAUCUUAUAUAUAUAUAUAUAUGUUAUACUAUAUUAGGUUUGUAUGUAAUGGGGGUGACGAUUCAAUGUGGUUCAUGAACAACUAAUCUCGUAACUAUGUUGCCUGCGAAUUUACGGGAUCGGACGGCCAAUUUAGGCAACCACCCCCAUUCUAUAUUGGUAGCAGAGUGCCGGCAACAGGUGGAAUCAUAGAUCGCGUAACAUGUUAUAUGGUAUUGUAUAUCUCCGAUACGAGUGUGUAUAUAUCGUAGCAUAUUUAUGAAUUUUAAAAUUUUAUUUUUCUUAUAUUACCUUAUCUAUUUAGACUUGAUUUUCAAAUAGGGAACCACACCCACUCUGUAUUGGUAGCAGAGUGUCGGCAAUAGGUGGAAUCAUGGAUCGUGUAGCAUGUUAUAUGGUAUUGUAUAUCUCCGAUACGAGUAUGUAUAUAUCGUAGCAUAUUUAUGAAUUUUAAAAUUUUAUUUUUCUUAUAUUAUCUUAUCUAUUUAGACUUGAUUUUCAAAUAUUACUUUUAUUUGCCUUUAUUGUUAUUGUUGUUAUUAAUACUAUUUUUAUUGUUAUUAUUAUUAUUUAUUUAUUUAUCUAUUAUUAUCAUCAUUAUUGUUGUUGUCACUAUUUUUAUUAUUGGUAUUUUGUGAUUUUUAUUAUUAUUGUUAAUAUUGUUAUUAUUAUCGUUACUAUUAUUAUUAUUUUUAUUGUUAUUCUUAUCAUUUAUUAUUAUUAUUAUUAUUAGUAUAAUACGAAAGUCUUUGGGCAAAUGUGGUAGUCUUCGAACAAGUUAUAUUAUUAUUGUUACUAAUAUCGCUAUCACUAUUAUUGUUGUAUUACCCCCUAUCUGUAUUAUGCAUUAAUAUGUUGUAAAACGAUAUUGAAAUGUUGUACAGUACUAAGGGGGUGGUAUGGGCAGACAUGAAAUAAAAAUGUAUUUAUAUUUUAUUAAGUUAUUCCUCCUAUCUAUAUAAUUGUAUUUUUAUUAUGGAAGUCUUGAAUAGUUGUGGAAUUAUUUGUAGUAAGAUGGGAGGUGUAAGAGGGUAUUAUAUAAAAGUGUGUUUUCGUGCAGAAAAUUUUUGAAGCAUGCUCUAUCCUCAGGAGAGAUAUUACUGGAUUUUCCAUAGGGCGGUCCGAUAGGGUUUCUUUUGUGGUUAGGACUUAUCUAGGGUUCUGAGAAGAGAUCCCAAAUGGGUCCUGACAAGGGAGGCAUUUUUAUCUAGAUUGAAUGUUCCAGCACCAUUAUACCAGUUAAAAUUGAAAAAAAAAUGAAAAGAAAAAACUAGGAAAGAUUUUGUUUUGAUAUCCUAAUCUAUACAAGAAAUUAUUUUCCAAUGCAUCCCAAAGCAGGCACCUUUAGUUGAGCAUCAUUUAUUUUGUGGAGCGAUUCUAUCAUUAUAUAUCUGUUUCCAAAAAUCUUGAUAUUAUCGUGACUCCAAUAAAAUUUGUAUAGCUGCUGAAGCAAUUAUUUUAUGGAAGUUUUAAGUUGAAAAUACUAAAAUCAAACUAAAAUCAAAUAAGUAGGCAAGCCUGAUAAAAUAGCUAUAAUUUAUAUGUAUUUGCUUGUAUAAAUGCAUGUUUUAGUCAUUGCUUCAAGUCUAUUGCAGUUGGAUUAUAGUGUUGUUUUCAUUAUUUACUUUGUAUUGAUUUUCUAUCAAUGAAUCUUACCAAAAAAAUAAUAAUAAUUAAAAAGAUUACCUAAUUAUAUCUUCUAUCAGGUGCUGUAUAUGGGACAUAUGAGGCAAUUAGUUAAAAGGGAUAACAUCUUCCUACCCCAACUUCAAUUAUGUAUCUUGCUUCUUGUGAAUAUUGUUUAUCUUAAGGAAACCCAAACUUGGUAAACUUUCCACUCUUAUUACAACAUGUUGAUUUAAUGUUGCAAACCUCGGUAUAUGAUGCCUUAUGGAUGUGCCAGCUUUCUUUAGCUUAACUUGAAAAGCAUAGGGUAGCAGGCAUAACCACAUAGGUAGUUUUUCCAAGUUCUAUUCCUAUAGCAGGCAUAACUACAUAGUUAACUUCGAAAUACCCUUUUCAUAUUUUGUCCUAAGCCUUUGUAUAUAACUUCUAUUUUUCUGUUCUGUUCAUAUAAAGGUGUAAUUGUCUUUUAUUUCUUUUUCUAUAUAUAAUUCAUUUUGAUUUGUUGGUUCAGCUUUUACUUGGGUUAAUUUCUCUUGCCAAUUGUUCUGGUCUUCUGGAAUUUACGUCCUCAUAAUCUUCAGGGGAUUGUAAGGUCUGUCUUUUUCCGCAUGCCCUCACAAGUACACUAUUCCAGUGAUCGAAUCAAUUGCUUCUUCAAACUGAUAUCGUUUUGGUGGUUGAUUGGUUCUACCUUCUACAUUGGAUUGAUGAUUUUUGUCUGUGGAUUUUUGUGAAAAAACAAUUUUGGGCCUUUUUUUGAAAGUUUGUUGCCGCUUUCAAGGUUUAAACUGUGUAGAUCAAUUCAACUUCUUUGCUCUGGCUUUUGAAUCUUCAAGGUUUUUACGCCUUCAGCUAUCAGGUAAUCUAUCUCUAUGCCAUCUCAAAUCCUACUAAAAUAUAGCUACCUCAAUUGUUUACUGGAAUUUGUUGUGCUUGAGUUAUUAUGGAGUUUAAUGGCUUCGAAAUUAAUACAAACAUCUCCCUAUGAGGCCAAAAACCAAAUGGAACUUUUGCUGCGACAAGCAAUUGAGUUUCUUGAACCAAGAUUAAGACCCCCAUUUCUAUUAACAAUUCCAAACCCACGAGAAUACUUGCAGCUCAACCAGGCCAUCCUUUAUGGUGUUUUGGUUGAACCCCAUUUUGCGAAAACCCAUAUUAAGCACUUGCAUGCCAUUGUCACUGAUGGAUAUUGCUCUUUUGUUAAUUUUAUUAUAAAGGUUGUAAGGGAAUUGUACAUAAAACUUUUUGACACAUUGAAAAUUCAGUUGAUUUGGGUUACUAAGUAAAUGAUUGAUGUUUCCGCAACAGGUGUUACUGAUUUAUUGGGGUAUUUCUAUUGAGGCAAAUUAUUGCUGGAGACUAUAGUGAUGACAAUCUAUGGCUGUGUUUUGAGGUUGUGAGCAUUUUUUUGGCAAAAUGGGAUUGUCUAUUGCAAGUAGAACCAAUGAUUUUGACAAGUGCGUUGUAUACUUAUCUUAGGUUGUUAUCUAAUCACUGUAGAUUAUUCGAUAACAAAAGAUUAUAUGCAAUAAGUCAAUUGGAGAUUAAUUUUUCAUAUGCAAUAAAACAUAUGAAAAUUUAAAUUCUAUCACCAAAUAAAAUAUGUCUUCCACUCAAAAUCGAAUUAAUUUAACCCAUUUUAAAUUUUUUUUGGAUUUCGUGUGGGAGACCUAUUUUAUUUGGUAAUAAAAUUUAGAUUUUUCAUAUGUUUUAAGUUUAAUAGGAACUCAGUUUAGCAUUUAAAAUUAAAUAAAUAAAAAGAAAAAUAUGAACUCAGUUUAGAGUUGUUGCCUAAGUAGACUAAAAAUUAAGUUAAAACCUAUAUAUAUUGGAACAUAAGGUCUAUCUCCACUUUGUUCUAACUGUGUACAUUAGCAGGCUCUAAUUACAGUUACUGUGACUUAAAUACUUUCAAGUAAGAAACUACCCCUUUGACACCAUAAUUGUCCAUCCUCCACUCUCCUAUGGAUUUGUAAAAGAAAAGGGGCAAAAACUCUGAACAUUCAUCACCAGCAGAGCUCAUAUUCCCCUCUUGAAGGAUUUAAUUGGAAUAGAUCUGCAUCGCAUCCUAGAAAAAGGUUGGAAAGCCCCUCAGGAGGAGCAAUUUGGCAGGCAACCACUUGGCAAUAACUUUUAAACAGCUAGGCUUCUGAUUAGUCAUUGCCUCUUGUUGGCUAUGUUAUGGUUCUUCUCGGGACAUUGAAACAGAAGUUCGAAUGCUUUAAUGCUGUGAAGGUUUCUUUUAUUAUAUGAGUUGAGGAAAACUAUCUUACUGCUUGGUCCUUUGAGCGCAACUGUAUAUGCUUUUAGACGCUUAAAUGGGACCUAGGUGGAAAGGAAAGGACUCAGAAGCCAAAGCUGUUAAAGAUCCUAUGUCAAAAAUAGUAUGGGAGCUUCAGUCUUCUUUGAUCCAGUUAAAGUCUCAAGGAUUACUCUGUGGAUGCAGUGUGCUUCUUGCAGCAGAAGCGGAACAAGCUGUUCUCCUAAAUCGUGCAUGCUUUGGUGAGCCCAUUACCGCAGCUGAGAAAGAUAAGCAGUGGUUUCAGCUAGGCCUGGAGGAAGCCUUUUACCUAUGCUAUUCUCUAAAAUGCCUCAACAUAGUUGGUGAAGACAAACGCUUAAUGAAUGUUGAAGAGCUUUGGUCGUUCAUGAAGUCUAAAAAAGCAAUUUUCCCUGAUUUUUACAAAGCUUAUUCUCAUCUUCGAAUGAAAAACUGGGUAGUGAAAUCAGGAAGUAGAUAUGGUGUGGACUUUGUAGCCUACCGUCAUCAUCCGGCUCUGGUUCAUUCAGAAUUUGCUGUGCUUGUCUCAACAGAAGGAGGGGGUGAUGUAAAUGGGAGAAUAAAGAUGUGGUCUGAUGUUCAUUGCACCACUCGGCUCUGUGGCGGCGUUGUAAAGACAUUGUUAGUCCUCAACAUCAAUGAAAAUAGUCAAGGUGCUGUUUCUCCAUCUUGUGUAGAAAAAUACACUGUUAAGGAGCGCACAAUCAGACGAUGGAAUCCAGAAAAAUGUCGUGAAGAUCAUACAGUAGUGGAAAGUGAAACAAAUAAUCAUACUGUAAUUGAAAGUGGAACAAAAUAAGUCUAUUAUUUUAACUUUUUGCAUCCUGCAGUUCCAUAUUUCAGGUGCUAUUUAUUUUUUAUUUUUAAAAAUUCUUUUGGCAUAAGUUUACUUGGUAAAAAAUAGGAAGCAUCAGAUAUUCGACACAGUUUUAUUA